This is a messenger RNA of Caretta caretta (loggerhead turtle), 2952 nucleotides long. It is a transcript of the gene SUCLG2, whose product is annotated as succinate-CoA ligase GDP-forming subunit beta. The record is from RefSeq and is a predicted model, not a curated record. NCBI's taxonomy places the organism in Eukaryota, Metazoa, Chordata, Testudines, Cheloniidae. Gene Ontology annotation, biological process: succinyl-CoA metabolic process; tricarboxylic acid cycle. Gene Ontology annotation, molecular function: ATP binding; succinate-CoA ligase (GDP-forming) activity. Gene Ontology annotation, cellular component: mitochondrion; succinate-CoA ligase complex.
CCUCCCCCGGCUCGGGGCAGCUCACGUGGCCCGGCGAAGAUGGCGUCUCCCGCGGCAGCUCAGGCCGGGGCCGCGCUGUGGGGGCUGGCCCGCCGCUCCGCCCUGCUGAGGGGCAGUUUCCCGGCUGUUCAAUUAACCCCGAGACGAUGGCUGAACCUGCAGGAAUACCAGAGUAAAAAACUGAUGGCAGACAAUGGGGUUACAGUUCAGAGAUUCUUCGUGGCUGACUCUGCAAAUGAUGCCCUGGAGGCUGCUAAGAGGCUAAAGGCAACAGAAAUUGUUCUAAAGGCUCAAAUCCUAGCUGGAGGGAGAGGAAAAGGUGUUUUUAAUAGUGGAUUGAAAGGAGGGGUCCAUCUAACUAAAGACCCUAAGGUUGUUGGGCAGCUUGCUGAACAGAUGAUUGGGUACAAUCUCGCAACAAAGCAAACUCCAAAGGAUGGUGUUAAAGUUAAGAAAGUGAUGGUUGCAGAAGCACUGAAUAUUUCGAGGGAAACCUACUUUGCAAUUUUGAUGGACAGAGCUUGCAAUGGACCUGUUAUGGUUGGCAGCCCACAGGGGGGUGUUGACAUAGAAGAAGUGGCGGCUACUAGCCCGGAACUUAUCUUUAAGGAGGAAAUAGAUAUUUUUGAAGGUGUAAAGGACAACCAAGCAUUGCAGAUGGCAGGAAAUUUAGGAUUCAAAGGACCUUUGCAACAGCAGGCAGCAGAUCAAAUUAAGAAGCUGUACAAUCUUUUCCUGAAAAUUGAUGCUACUCAGGUUGAAGUGAAUCCAUUUGGUGAAACCCCAGAAGGACAAGUUGUUUGCUUUGAUGCCAAGAUAAACUUUGACGACAAUGCCGAGUUUAGGCAAAAAGAGAUAUUUGCCAUGGAAGACAAGUCUGAGAAUGAGCCUAUAGAAAAUGAAGCUGCCAAAUAUGACUUAAAGUACAUUGGACUGGAUGGGAACAUUGCUUGCUUUGUGAAUGGAGCUGGUCUUGCUAUGGCAACCUGUGAUAUCAUUUCCCUUAAUGGUGGAAAGCCAGCCAACUUCCUGGAUCUUGGUGGAGGUGUGAAGGAAGCACAAGUCUAUCAGGCAUUCAAAUUGCUCACUGCUGAUCCUAAGGUUGAAGCAAUACUGGUCAACAUUUUUGGUGGUAUUGUGAACUGUGCCAUUAUCGCAAAUGGCAUUACCAAAGCCUGUCGAGAACUUGAACUGAAGGUGCCUCUGGUUGUCAGACUUGAAGGAACGAAUGUUCAUGAGGCACGUCGCAUUCUGAAUGAAAGUGGAUUACCAAUUACCUCUGCAAGGGACCUUGAGGAUGCAGCAAAGAAAGCAGUGGCUAGUGUGGAAAACAAAUGACUCCUUGAAGAUAUUUGCCUGUAGAGGGUCUGUGAUUCACAGAAGUGACAUUCACAUUCUUGUUGUAGGGAGAAUUAUUAGGGUUCCUUAAAGCAGUCAUCAGUAUUGCUGAAUUUAUCCAUCUGACAAACCCAGACGGUACGAAAAUUAGUGAAUCCUCAAUCUGCAAAUUUCUGGAUUGAGGAAUACGUUAAUUAACAUUUAAUUCCACAAAGUUCCUGGGGGUUUUUUUGCGUGUGUUUUUUUCCAAAAUAAUGUAGUUGAUGGAUUUGUGAAUAAGGUAUAGUUAGUAACUUACUGACUCCUGUCGACAGGGUUCUUCCCUAAUCCAACAAAUACUGUUUCCACAUUUUUUUGGAAAAACAUUUGAGUUCAUUUUUAAUGUCCUAAAGAGUCGGCAGGCAAAAGUAAAGCCUAAUCAUCGAUUGAUGUAUUUUUAUGAAUUUUUACAAUAACAAAAAAAAAUCUGCUUUCAAUAAAUAGGUUAGUUUUCUUCCUUAGAUAAUUUGUGCUUGUAUCACACUCCAUGCCUGAAAAUGAUUUCUUUGUAUUCAGAUACAAAAAGUGUACCUCACAAUAGGAAAAAAAAUUGAAUACCGUUAUUUGUAGUAGUGAAAGGACCGUCCAUUCUUCUACUGUACCAGUAAACAGAUGACAUGUGAUUCAGUUGAUUUAGUAGCCAUUGGAGGUGAAAUUGAGUACCGUCCUUCCAAAUGUGUCCGUGCCAUACGGUAUCUAUGGGUGUAUGUAUGCAGUGAAUCUAAUGGUUGCCAACUUUUCAAAAUAAACUCUUUAAGUAAUAGUAGUUAUUACAAUUCUGAAUAUUCAGCAUAACGUACGAAUCAAUAGCCGCACUAUGUGAGUAAUAAGAAAAAAAUUCUCAAAAUAGUCACUUUAUUUCCAAAAAAGAAUUUUGAUUGGCUGUGAAAAAAACUUUUCUUGUUCACUUUUCACAAACGUUUGAAUGCUCAAGCGUUAGUAACGCAAAUACUUCAGACAAGAACAACGAGGAGUCCUUGGGGCACCUUAGAGACUACCAAAUUUAUUUGGGCAUAAGCUUUUAUGGGCUAAAACCCACUUCAUUAGAUGCAUGGAGUGGAAAAUACAGUAGGCAGGUAUAAAUACACAGCACAUGAAAAGGUGGGAGUUGCCUUACCAAGUGGGGGGGUCAGUGCUGAUGAGCCAAUUCAAUUAAGGUGGAAGUGGGCUAUUCUCAACAGUUGAUAAGAAGGGGUGGAAAUCACUUUUGUAAUGCGAAUGAGGCCAAUUUAAACAAGGUGGCCCAUUCAAACAAGUUGACAAGAAGAUGUGAUUAUAUCGACUAAAAAUCCUAUUUUGAUUAUAGAGUCAUUUGUACUGUUAUAAUAAUUCAAGCUGUUGAUUAUUUACACAAAUCAUUCAAUCAGGGAACAGAAGAAACUACCAAGUGGCUUGAGUAACUAAUCAAUGAAGUACACAUUGCAGACCACAAACGUUUGCUGAAAUUUGUGAAUAAUUUUGAGUAAUGUACCAAUGAGAUAAUGUCAUGAUCUGUUUCUGAACAAUUUGUAAAUGGGGGAAAAGGUAAAAUUUGUCUAAUAAAUUAUUCAUUGUGAAUUAUUUGCUCCACUCUAA